AUGCGGAUCGUGUCGUACGUGCUCGGAUAUAAGAUUGCAACCGACGGCGUAUCGGUGUACCUGUACGGCAUGGCGCAUGACGGAACCACAUACCUUAUCAGCCGCAACCACGGCCUCAAGUGGUUAUCAAUCAACACAGCCCGCUACACGACCGCCACGGGCCAGUCGAGCUGGAAGGCGACCCAGAACGUGCCCUUCGUCGCUGACACCGACGCCGCCUACGGCACCGUCAAUACCUACUUCGGUGACACCAACUGGACAGUGACGUAUGAUGGCGUGUCGCAUGCUGGGACACCUGUCUACAGAUGGGGAGAUUUCCUCUAGUCAGUGCGCGUGUGCACUAUGCCUACCAUUACUGGUCUCACCAGGGCAGCACACCUACGAUCACCACGUUAAUUUAAUGAUAGACUACAUUACUUUUUAGCACAUGUCUUGUUCAGAUGGUGAUAGAAGCAUGGUAUAAUUUCUUUUUAGAUUACUAAAACACAAAAUGACUGUCAUGUUGUAUAUAUGCAAAUGAGGUAGCCCUCUAAUCACAUUAAAUGUUAUCGUAAUAAUUUCUUCAUGCGCUUAAAAAUGUUAAUUAGAAGUAGAUAUAAGCCUAAACAAAUGUAUUUUGAAAUUUCUUGGUGGCCAUUUUGAAAAUAGGGUACCAUGCCCCCUUAAAAGGCCAUAUUCGUUGGGGUCCACCUCUUAUUUUAUUUAGCACCUGUCAUGGCACAUAUGUACCAAAUCUGUUGCUUUUAUCACAAUCUGAACGAUCGACCUGAUUUUUGGUGUUUAGAUCUUGUGCUAUAAAUGGUCUAUUGUGCUUUACAUGGUUAUUUACUUAAUAGACAUGCGAGUGCGUUGCGCUUUGCCUUUCUAAUUUAGAUCAGAUUUAUUGGUUAAUCGGUUAAUCGGUUCAGACUGUUGACGAGUCUAUCCACAUGCAACUAUUUACUUGAUUUAUACCAGCGUAGAUAGUAAAAUAUUUUAAAAGUGCUAUGGUAUGGCGUAAAUUAUGCAUGUAUCGAACUGCCCUAAAUAAUGAGCAAACUGAAACGCUGCUAUAGCAAUGCCAGCACAGUGAAGGCCUGUUAAAGCUUGGAGUAUUAAGCUGACUGCUGAGUCAGCUCAUUACUCCAAGGUUAUAGCUACCAAAAACCACAACACUGUUAGUAACUAGAGCACUCGGAGAGCGCAGACCUCCGCCAAGGCAGCUCA
Messenger RNA from Priapulus caudatus, 1206 nucleotides. RefSeq lists its product as uncharacterized. Lineage: Eukaryota; Metazoa; Priapulida; Priapulimorpha; Priapulimorphida; Priapulidae. The coding region runs from base 1 to 324 and encodes 107 amino acids. The record is from RefSeq and is a predicted model, not a curated record. The transcript has 2 exons.